Sinocyclocheilus rhinocerous is the source of this 1132-nucleotide messenger RNA. RefSeq names its product gastrula zinc finger protein XlCGF49.1-like. The transcript has a single exon. Bases 195 to 974 code for a protein of 259 amino acids. Lineage: Eukaryota; Metazoa; Chordata; Actinopteri; Cypriniformes; Cyprinidae. Gene Ontology annotation, cellular component: nucleus. Gene Ontology annotation, biological process: regulation of transcription by RNA polymerase II. The record is from RefSeq and is a predicted model, not a curated record. Gene Ontology annotation, molecular function: RNA polymerase II transcription regulatory region sequence-specific DNA binding; DNA-binding transcription factor activity, RNA polymerase II-specific.
AGUCGAUUGAAGAAAACCAAGAGAAUGAAGAUUUGAGUGAAGCGGAGGAGAAAAAUCAUGUCAAAACUGGAGAAAAACAUUUUAGCUGCUUUCAAAGCAAACAGAAAGAUUUAAAGCAAAGAAGAGCCAAGAAAUCUUUCACCUGCACUCAGUGUGAAAAGAGCUUGACAAGCAAAAAUGGUCUUGAUGUUCACAUGAGAGUCCAUACUGGAGAGAAACCGUACACAUGUGAUCAAUGUGGGAAGAGUUUGACAAGCAAAAAUGGUCUUAAUGUUCACAUGAGAAUCCAUAUUGAAGAGAAACCAUACACCUGUGAUCAAUGUGGGAAGAGUUUCACACAAAAAGGACACCUUACAGGGCAUACAAGAUUACAUACUGGAGAGAAACCGUUCACUUGUGAUCAAUGUGGGAAGAGUUUCAUACUAUCAGCACAUCUUAAAGAGCACAUGAACAUUCACACUGGAGAGAAACCAUACGCAUGUGAUCAAUGUGGCAAAACAUUUUUGAGGGUUUCAGACCUGAAGCAGCACAUGAAAGUUCAUUCAAAGGAGAAGCCACAUUCAUGUCAUUUGUGUGGAAAGAGUUUUUCAUGUUCACAUUAUUUAAAAGAACAUCAGAAAAUACAUACUGGUGUGAGAGAGUACAUGUGCUUUGAGUGUGAAAAGACUUUUACUUCAGCAAAGUGUUUAAAACUGCAUGAGAGGAUCCACACUGGAGAGAAACCGUACAAGUGUUCACACUGUGACAAGAGAUUCAGUGUGUCAUCAAAUCUGAAAACACAUGAGAGGAUCCACACUGGAGAGAAACCAUACAAGUGUUCACACUGUGACAAGAGAUUCAGUCAAUCAAUACAUCAGAAAACACAUGAGAGGAUUCACACUGGAGAGAAACUGUAUCACUGCACUGCAUAUGGGAAGCGUUUCUGUCAUUCAUCUUCUCUACGCAAUCAUACAAAAAACAAUCACAGUAAGUAGAUCAUCUUCAGAUCCAGCACUUUCAGGUCUGAUGGUGCAUCCUCACCAAAUGUGACACAAUAAUGCAUCAAGCAAUAAAAUAUCAUCUGGAUAAAUCUGUCCUAACCAGACAUUACAAGCGACAGGACAAAGAAACAUCAUCUAAAGUUUUCACUGAA